UACUAUUGGGAUAAUUUAUGUUGUUAUGGAAUGUCCUCAGUUGGAGUCAAAUUUGCAUCCUCUUGCAUUCUCAACUGAGUGGUCAAGACAUGUGGAUUCUGUUGUUACUGUGGGUUCAGCAUCUCAUGUUGUGAUCAAUUCAUCACGUGCAUCCUCAAAGCAUGGGAUUGGCCGAAAAAGGGUUAGGUCUUCAGAACCUGAGUCCAAUCCUUCAUCAAAAGCUGCUAGUGGAUUGGGUAUAUUCUGGUGGAGGGGUGGUAAACUUUCUCGUCGGGUGUUUAAUUGGAAGGUUCUGCCUUGCUCCUUGGCUUCCAAGGCUGCCAGACAAGUUUAAAAUUCUGCAGCUGGGUGUACAAAGAUACCGGGCAUAUUAUAUCCUGAGAAUUCAGAAUUUGUGAAGAGAAGUAGAUGCG
Messenger RNA from Corylus avellana, 413 nucleotides. The record is from RefSeq and is a predicted model, not a curated record. NCBI's taxonomy places the organism in Eukaryota, Viridiplantae, Streptophyta, Magnoliopsida, Fagales, Betulaceae.